This is a messenger RNA of Iphiclides podalirius (scarce swallowtail), 1155 nucleotides long. NCBI's taxonomy places the organism in Eukaryota, Metazoa, Arthropoda, Insecta, Lepidoptera, Papilionidae. The record is from the annotation of a GenBank genome assembly.
AUGGCCACAAAGAAAUUCGCAGGACCGUCCCCUUAUACAUUUACACCCACAUACCCAAAGGUGGAUUACUUCUACACAGAAUACCUGGAGAAUGUCACUACUAAGCAAAAAGGAAGAGCCUGUGCAGUACCAGUGGUUGGAGCAAUUUUUGGCCUGGGCCGGGCUGGUUCCAUUCAUCUUACUAGUAUUAUGAACAAUCAUCGUAUUAUUCUGAAAUAUAUCGUGGAUGAUCGCAGUGACAUGUUUGAAAAUAUUAGAAAGUACUGGAAACUGAGUAAAGAUGUCAUCUUCCUUACUUCAAAGGAAAGCGAAAAAGUCUACAAAGACAAAAGUGUCAAUGUCGUUUUCAUCGGAUCUCCCACGUACACUCAUCAUGACAUAGUUAUCUCCUCAAUUGCCAACGACAAAGAUGUGUUCUGUGAAAAACCUAUUGCGGAGUCCAUUGAAGAUACCAAAAAGUGUUACGAGGCUGCUAAGAGCAAGGGACGUAAAUUGUUUGCAGCCUUCAAUCGUCGUUUUGACCCUGACUACAGAAGCUUGAAAGACAAGGUCAGACAAGGAACUGUUGGACAUGUGCAGAUCCUUAAAGUUACUGCUAGAGAUUCCCCAUUACCAUCUAUUGACUACUUGAGAACUUCAGGUGGCGUAUUUCACGAUUGCCUCGUGCAUGAUUUCGAUAUGUCAUGCUGGGUAUUGGGCGAACUGCCUAUUCGUGUGCAAGCUACUGCCUCUGCUCUCAUCCCUGAGGUUAAAGCUAUUAAUGACUUCGACACAAUUGCUUUCCUCCUGACCUUCCCUUCAGGUGCAAUAGCUAUUGGUGAUAACAGCCGUUACAGUGCUUAUGGAUAUGAUCAAAGGCUUGAGGUAUUCGGAAAUAAUGGUAUGCUGAAGGUAGAAAAUGAGAGGCCCUGCUCUUCACUUGAGAGUUACCUUGGCUAUGAAGGUGUUAAGGUCAACCCUAUAUUUUACUCAUUCCCAUCUCGUUUUAAGGCUGCUUAUAAAAACGAACUUGAACAUUUCCUUGAUGUUGUGCAGUACGGUGACCCUAUGGAAGUGACCAGCUGGCAGACUCUAGCAGUGAGCAAAAUUGCUACCGCUGCCGAAGAAAGUGCGCGUACUGGAAAAGGCGUAGAAAUCGACUGGAGCAAAGAAAAA